AUGUCGGUUUAUCUAUCGCUGCUAUUUGGGUUUUUGGUUAUGGAGAUGGUGGUACUUUUUAUCUUGGUUAUGCCUUUACCGCACUUGCUGAGAAGGGUUAUAGUCGUCAACUCGGAGAAGUUGUUGAGAACAUCAGAGUUAAAGACAGCCGUUUGGAUAUCAUAUGCGUUAAUUGGACUCCUAUUCCUGGAUUCUUGGAAAAGAGUUUCACAAGCGGAGAAACACUACGAGGACGGGUUUGGGGAUAGAAUGAUGGAAUCUUCAAUGCAGAAUUUUGUGACAAAGACGUACAAUCAGCGAAAUUUGUACAUUACGGGAUUCAUUUUGUACUUUAGUAUAUGCAUUCCAACUGUUUUAAAAGUCAUCGAAAGCCUAUCAAAGCAUGAGCAGUUACUUAAAGAGGGAACCACAUUGAAGGAGGAAACGAAGGAUUUGAAGGCAUUGGAAGUUGAGUUGAAGAAUAAGAAAGCUACACUAAAGGCAUUGAAGGCUCAGAAGGCUAACUUGGAGGCUCAUUUCGAUAAAGUUACAGAACCAAGUGAACGUAAGACGGCCAAGACAAAGAAACGCGAGUAG
Messenger RNA from Eremothecium cymbalariae DBVPG#7215, 576 nucleotides. It is a transcript of the gene YET2, whose product is annotated as Yet2p. Lineage: Eukaryota; Fungi; Ascomycota; Saccharomycetes; Saccharomycetales; Saccharomycetaceae. The coding region runs from base 1 to 576 and encodes 191 amino acids. The record is from RefSeq and is a predicted model, not a curated record. The transcript has a single exon. Gene Ontology annotation, cellular component: endoplasmic reticulum membrane; endoplasmic reticulum. Gene Ontology annotation, biological process: endoplasmic reticulum to Golgi vesicle-mediated transport; intracellular protein transport.